Molecule: messenger RNA, 406 nt
Organism: Arachis duranensis
Lineage: Eukaryota; Viridiplantae; Streptophyta; Magnoliopsida; Fabales; Fabaceae
Product: serine carboxypeptidase-like 16
Exons: 2
Coding region: 7-402 (131 amino acids)
Biological process (GO): proteolysis; secondary metabolic process
Molecular function (GO): acyltransferase activity, transferring groups other than amino-acyl groups; serine-type carboxypeptidase activity
Source: RefSeq, a predicted model, not a curated record
AUAGGCAUGGCUUCUAGUUCCAUUAUUAAUUGGAGUUACAUUUGUCAAGUGAUGUUUUUUGCUCUCUCACUUUUCUUGCAGCUUCUACCAUCUGAGAUUGAAGGUAUUGGUGCAAAAGUUGAAAGCCUUCUUGGUUAUGAUGGACCCCUUCCCUUUCAUCUUGAGACUGGGUAUAUUGGGUUGGGGGAUUCAGAUGAUGACAUGCAAGUUUUCUACUAUUUUAUUAAGUCAGAGAAUGAUCCUAAGAAUGACCCUCUUUUGCUAUGGCUCACUGGUGGCCCCGGUUGUUCUUCAUUUUCCGGCCUUAGUUUUCAAAUAGGUGAUCUUCAAUUCGCAACUUGUCUUUUCAAAAGUAUAAUUUUACAACCUUUUCUUCAUGUAGAAAUAAGAACUACCAUUUAACUUA